Molecule: messenger RNA, 729 nt
Organism: Podarcis muralis (Common wall lizard)
Lineage: Eukaryota; Metazoa; Chordata; Lepidosauria; Squamata; Lacertidae
Source: RefSeq, a predicted model, not a curated record
CCAGCCUCGCAGCCUCCCAGGGCCCAACCCACAGCCAGCGAGCUCCGAUGCCCAGAGAGGCAGGAAACGGGGCCAGCCAGGGGGACUCGAGAGCGGCUGCACUUUCCUGUCCCCCGCCGAGGACAGCGGAGGAGCAGCGGCCCGUGGCCUGGCGAGUUUCCCCGGAGAGGAGCCGGAUUCCGCUGCGGGGACGGAGCGAGGAGUCCGAGCAGGGUGGCGUAAAAAUGGAAGAGCAGGGACCCAGGAGACCCAUUCAAAGGGAGAGACUGGAGUGCAAAGGAAGGAAACCUCCUGCCGGCCAAGUUGGGACCAUCAGGGAUCUUCUGCCUCGGGCAGAUUUAUGUCAGAUUAAGCAGGAGCCAGAGGAGGGGCAGCCGCAGCAGCACUGGGAGGCCCAGAAGCAGGAUUUCCUGAAGACGAUGCAGCCCCCUCGUUCAGGGAGGGAAACCCCACAGGCUCCCAGUCCUCCCCACUCCGGGGAUGGUGUCCUCUCCUUCAGGGGAGCUGCAGGUGCCAGUCGGAGGCCCAGUGGGAGAGCAGGGGGAGCAGACCAGACCCUGCUCCCAGACACUGAGGGGCUUCUGGGAAAGGUAAGUGCCCUCCUCUCACCUGGGUUUCCAGCACCUGGAGGUCACAGGUCCACUGCCUCUAGACAUGGAGGUUCUGUUUAGCUUUGGUGGUGAAUAUUCCUCCUCCCUGCUCUUUCUCUCUAAUCCACUUUAAAAAGGC